UACAGCCUGCUGCCACCACCUAGGGCUUGAGGGGGAGGAACAGCAAAGGAGCCCUGAGAAGGCUGUCCUUUCCCUGGACUGGUGCCUGACUCCUAAAAUGUCUUUCCUCCAGGACCCAGGCUUCUUCGCCAUGGGGGUGUGGUCCAUUGGUGCAGGAGCUCUCGGGGCUGCUGCAGUGGCGCUGCUCCUGGCCAACACAGACAUGUUUCUGUCCAAGUCCCAAGAAGCCACUCUGGAGUACCUGGAGGACAUAGACCUGAAAACACUAGAGAAGGAACCAAGGACUUUCAAAGCAAAGGAGCUAUGGGAAAAAAACGGAGCUGUGAUUAUGGCUGUGCGGAGGCCAGGCUGUUUCCUGUGCCGUGAGGAGGCUGCAGACCUCUCCUCCCUGAAACACCAGCUGGAUGAACUGGGUGUGCCCCUCUAUGCUGUGGUGAAGGAGCAGGUCGGGACUGAAGUGAAGGACUUCCAACCUUAUUUCAAAGGAGACAUCUUCCUGGAUGCACAGAAAAAGUUCUAUGGCCCACAGAGACGGAAGCUGUUGUUCAUGGGAUUUAUUCGUCUGGGUGUGUGGUGCAACUUCUUCCGGGCCUGGAGUGGAGGCUUCUCUGGAAACCUGAAGGGCGAAGGUGUCAUCCUCGGGGGAGUUUUUGUGGUGGGAUCAGGAAAGCAGGGCAUUCUUCUUGAGCACCGAGAAAAAGAAUUUGGAGACAAAGUAAACCCACUGUCUGUUCUGGAAGCUGCCAAGAAGAUCAAAUCCAGGAGUCCAGCCUCAGAGAACAAAUGAUCACAUGAAGGGGGCCUGCUCGAGGGUACCCAGGGACACUCACUGUGUUCCUGGGGGGUUAGAGGCCACUUGCACCACAUGCGCACUGUGGAUUAUUAAUGUAUUGUAGUAUUGUUUCCAGUUUAGGCCCACUAAGGCAAUAUAGGCCCCAAGACAAGAUUGACAAAAAUCUAAGAAACUAGUGAAGAAAAGACCUGGAAAUUAGGAGGCUUAAAGUAACAGCUGCUUCUCACUACAAAUGUGUUUUAGCACUGUUACUUGAAAUUCUUACUUUUGUAUCUUCAAAUAUUAAGAAAAGUUGGGGCUAGGGGUGCAGCUCAGUGGUAGAGCACUCGCCUAGUAUGUGUGAGCCCCUGGCUUCGACCUUUAGCACCACAGAUAAAAAAAUAGAAAAUUUUAAUCUAAGAAAAGAUGAUAAUGACUAAAUUAAAGAUUAGCUAAUGCUAGGGUUUUGGCUUGAGAAUUUUCUCUUAAUGACUCAUGUAAUGUCAAAGUAAUACUCGUACUAAGGAGUUGAUGUGUUAUCAGUUGGUUUGAUAUAGGUAAAUUAUAAAAUCUCUUGUGUCAUUGUCUUCCGGUCUAGCUUCCACGAUUUAUGUUUCUAGGAGAAAUAAUCAUUGUAACUUUAAUAAAAUUGUGCAUCAGAUA
This is a messenger RNA of Octodon degus (degu), 1435 nucleotides long. It is a transcript of the gene Prxl2a, whose product is annotated as family with sequence similarity 213 member A. Lineage: Eukaryota; Metazoa; Chordata; Mammalia; Rodentia; Octodontidae. Bases 98 to 787 code for a protein of 229 amino acids. The transcript is spliced from 6 exons. The record is from RefSeq and is a predicted model, not a curated record.